AUGAAGCUUUUUGGAGGCUGUGUAAAGUUUGAGUUGGAGGAACGCUGGCCAGUUCCUCCCCCCGACCCUUCCCCGGGAUCAGAACCCAAAAGCAGAGCCAAAGCACCCGGCUUUGUCACCCCAUGGCGGGGACCGGGCUGUCCCCCUGCCCCGGGGCAUCCUCAGGGACGGGGACACGGGGACCUGCACCGGGACAAGGCGGGGACCGCGCUGUCCCCCUGCCCCGGGGCAUCCCCGAGCGCAGCGGACACGGGGACCUUCGCCCUGCCAGGUCCCGCUGUCACCUCCCGGAGCCCGCACCUCCCCCCGCCCAUCACCCCGCAGCCAGGGCCGCCCCGGGCCCUUCACCUCCGCGGGGCCUCAGCGGUGGCCGCCCCGCGGGCCUCUCUCCCGCCCGGGCCCCGGCAGCCCCAUUCCCGGGAGGCGUUCGGGGCCCAGCACGGGCCCGGCCCGGCCCGACCGCGGCGCCGGGAGGGGAAAAAAAACCCGAGCGGCAAAAUGGCGACGGGCGGCGGGCGGAGCGGGGACCGGGGGGGUUGGAGGGGGGGGAUCCCCUUCACGGCGGGCCCAUGGCGGGAGGGGAGCGGCGGGGCCGGGCCGCAGCUCGGUGCUUACCUCGGCGGAGGCGGCGGAACGCGGUGCGGGGCGCGGAGAGCCGGGCCGGGCCGGGUCACCCCUCCCCGGCCGGCGAGGCGGUGCCGCCCGCCGCCCCCGGCUGCGGGCCGGGCCGUGCGGGGCUCCCCGGCGCGCCCACACCCGCGGCGGCACCGCGCUCCGCUGCCGCGCUCCCACCCGCCCCUCACCGCGGCUCAUGCGCGCUCCCCGGACCGCCCCGCCCGGCCCGGCCCGCCCCGCGCUCCGCCGCCGCCACCGCCACUGCCGGCCCCGCCGAUCUCGCGUGGUUCCGACGACGGGGCCGGAACCGGGACCGGCAGCGGACGGGGGAGGGAGGUGUCCCGGGAGGGAAGGCGGGAGCGGGCAGCGGAUGGAGCCGAGGAGUGGGAUGAGGAUGAGAGGGAGGUUCUGGACAGCCCGGCUCCCCCAGUGGGGUUUGUACAGACGUUUGGAGAGCAGCUCGGCCACGGGCUGCUUGAAGUACAGAAACUCUGGAAUAAUGCAAGGUAA
Molecule: messenger RNA, 1125 nt
Organism: Calypte anna (Anna's hummingbird)
Lineage: Eukaryota; Metazoa; Chordata; Aves; Apodiformes; Trochilidae
Product: basic proline-rich protein-like
Exons: 2
Coding region: 1-1125 (374 amino acids)
Source: RefSeq, a predicted model, not a curated record